This is a messenger RNA of [Torrubiella] hemipterigena, 1915 nucleotides long. The record is from the annotation of a GenBank genome assembly. Lineage: Eukaryota; Fungi; Ascomycota; Sordariomycetes; Hypocreales; Clavicipitaceae.
GAAAAGGGUCACGUGACGCCAUUACAACCGCCCCUGGACCUGCCCCUGGCACCACCUGAGCCAACCAGACCAGCUGCAUUUGCUGCCUCAAAAAAUUUCCCUCCCAAAACCACAACGAGCUUAGGCGAAUCCUCUCUCCUUCACCACUUCAUCAACUCGCCGCCCUCCCCUUCUCUUCUCUUUUUUCCCUUUCGGCAAUUGUAUUGUAUUCCCUGUAACUUAUACCCUUCUUUCACAAUGUCGGUCGCCUUCCGAUCAAUUGCGCCGUUUAUGCGCACGGCGCGCCAGGGCCUUCGCAACGGCAACGCUUCCCCCCUGCGUGCUGCCCUCAAGUCCCAGAACGUCACCAGCAUGUACAAUGCUUGCCGUAACUACGCCGUCUACGAGCGCUCCAAGCCCCACGUCAACAUUGGUACCAUUGGUCACGUCGAUCACGGCAAGACUACUCUCUCUGCUGCCAUCACCAAGCGCCAGGCUGAGAAGGGCUUCGCCAACUUCCUCGACUAUGGCUCCAUCGAUAAGGCCCCCGAAGAGCGCAAGCGUGGCAUCACCAUUUCCACUGCCCACAUCGAGUACUCUACCGAGAACCGCCACUACUCCCACGUCGACUGCCCCGGUCACGCCGAUUACAUCAAGAACAUGAUUACCGGUGCCGCCAACAUGGACGGCGCCAUCAUUGUCGUCGCCGCCUCUGACGGCCAGAUGCCCCAGACCCGUGAGCACUUGCUCCUUGCCCGUCAGGUCGGUGUCCAGAGACUGGUUGUCUUCGUCAACAAGGUCGACGCCAUUGAUGACCCUGAGAUGUUGGAGCUUGUCGAGAUGGAGAUGCGUGAGCUCCUCAGCAGCUACGGCUUCGAGGGUGACGACACCCCCGUCAUCAUGGGCUCUGCUCUGAUGGCCAUGAACAACCAGCGCCCCGAGAUUGGCUCUGAGAAGAUUGACGAGCUCCUUGCUGCUGUUGAUACCUGGAUCCCUACCCCCGAGCGUGACCUUGACAAGCCCUUCCUCAUGUCUGUCGAGGACGUCUUCUCCAUUGCCGGCCGUGGUACCGUCGUUUCUGGCCGUGUCGAGCGUGGUGUUCUCAAGCGUGAUGAGGACAUUGAGCUUGUCGGCAAGGGCAGCGAGCCCAUCAAGACCAAGGUCACCGAUAUCGAGACCUUCAAGAAGUCCUGCGAGCAGUCCCAGGCUGGUGACAACUCUGGUCUCCUCAUCCGUGGUGUCCGCCGUGAGGAUGUCCGCCGUGGUAUGGUUGUCUGCAAGCCCGGCACCGUCAAGUCUCACACUCAGUUCCUUGCCUCGCUCUACGUCCUCACUGCUGAGGAAGGUGGCCGCAAGACUGGCUUCCACGAGCACUACCGCCCCCAGCUCUACCUCCGUACCUCUGACGAGUCUAUUGACUUGACCUUCCCCGAGGGCACUGAGGACCCUCACUCCAAGAUGGUCAUGCCCGGUGACAACGUCGAGAUGGUCGUCACCAUGACCCAUCCCAACGCUGUUGAGAACGGCCAGCGCUUCAACAUCCGUGAGGGUGGCAAGACCGUCGCCACUGGUCUCAUUACCCGUAUCAUCAAGUAAGCUACUUACUUACUAGCUCAACUUGUACGGAUGAAUGCCAAAUUAGGAGGCGCCUGUCGCUCGUGGGAGCCGUUGUCGAGUGACAAAAAGUUGAGGAAGGCUGCUUAGGCACCUCACACACCAAAAAAGAAGGUGUCUGCAGCGCCAGACAUGUUCCACAGCUAUCCAUUGGAAGAUGGUGGUCUGUUGUAAAAUUCCCAAGGGUUAGCCUUGGAUCUCCACUCUGCUUCUCUCACCUGUCUUGCUAUUGUGUACUUUUAGACUGGAUGGAGGCAAUGAUAGAUUAAAAUAUAAUACGAAUAUGUCUUGCAAUACAAAACUUGAAUUAGUAUUUCGUGAA